AGUCGUUUGUCGUCUUUUCUGCGGUUCGGAAGUGAGUGGAACGUUUAAUGCGCAUGCGUAGGUGUAGUGCGCGUGAUUACUACCGCGAAAAUAAAAAGUUUUUAAACAGUUAUAGGACAGUGAAGUUUGAAUUAUUUCGGGUUUGUGUUGAUUUUUCUGUGCAGAUGUUCCGUUGAAAUUCAAGGUUAUAAACAUCUGCGGCUACGCGUAGCAAGCACCGGCGGCUCGAGAACAAACUCCAGAUCGCAGACAUAAAAGGAUUUAACCGGCGUUAAAAAAUUUCUUCUUCUUUUUAGAAUGACAUUAUCGGAAUUUUGUUUAUAUUAACUUUAAUGGUAAAAAAAAUUAUGGAUAUAGCCAAAGAAAAUUACAAUCCGAAUCCUAGAGAUUCGGCGAAUGUAUUUUCCGUCAUGUUUUUCACAUACACCGUAGAUAUGUUCAAAAAAGGUUAUCGUAAAGUGUUGGACGUGGACGAUUUAUAUAAUCCGAUUAGAAGCGAUAGAAGUGCUUUACUUGGAGACAGAUUAGAAAAAAAAUGGAACAAACAUCUAUCGAAACCGAACAAGACCGAACGGCGACCGAGCCUUUUGAGAACGUUAGUCGCCACCUUUUGGCCGGAAUAUUUAUUUUUAGGUUGUAUUUUGGUGACGAUGGAUCUGUUGGUGAGAUUAACCCAACCUAUAAUGUUGGGUAACAUGUUGACGUAUUUCCGACCGGGUUCGACUACGACGAAGACCGAAGCGCUCUAUUACGCCGGCGCGCUCGUCGCCUUGAACGGAGCCAGCGCGCUUUUGAUAAAUCAAUAUAUCAUGAACGCUUUUCAUUACGGUAUGAAAAUCAGAGCGGCCGUUUGUUCGUUGAUAUACAGGAAGGCUCUUAGAUUGAGUAAAACGGCUCUGGGGGAGACCGCCUCCGGUAAAAUCGUCAAUUUGUUAUCGAAUGACGUCAGUAGGUUCGAUAUAGUAUCGAUUUUCAUCCACCACAUGUGGGUUUCCCCCACAUCGGCCAUCAUCAUCAUGUAUUUUUUAUAUUCGGAAGCGGGGUAUGCGGGAAUAUUGGGGAUAUUGGUCGUUUUUUUAGUCGUCCCGUUACAAUCGUACACUGGAAAAUUAUCGGCGAUCUAUAGGAAACAGACGGCAUUGAAAACUGACGAAAGAGUGAGGUUAAUGGACGAAGUUAUAUCGGGUGUACAAGUUAUAAAAAUGUACGCUUGGGAAAAACCGUUCGAAAAAUUGAUAAAAUACGCUAGAAAAGCCGAAUUGAAAAUAGUGACUAAAUCGUCGUACGUCAGGGCGUUAUUUAUGACUUUCAAUUUGUUUACUACGAGGGCAGCUCUAUUUGCGACUCUAUUGACCAUGGUCCUCACGGACCAACAAAUUACAGCGGCUAAAGUGUUUGUGUUCAUGUCGUACUUCAACACGCUUUCCCAAACGAUGUCCGCCAUGUUCGUCCGCGGUAUAGCGGAAAUCGCGGAAUUGUUCGUGGCCAUUAGAAGGGUUCAAAGUUUUUUAUUGAACGAAGAAUUCCACACGGUCAUCAAAUGCCAAAAUAACAACGAAAAAAUAUUUUUCAACAAAACUUUGAUCAGUUUAAAAGAUCUAACCGUCAAAUGGAAUCUGGCUAUCAAGGAUAACGCUCUAAAAAAAAUUAAUCUCGACGUAAACGUGGGGAAAUUAGUCGGAAUCAUCGGUCCGGUUGGAAGCGGGAAAAGUUCACUUUUACAGACUAUUCUAGGAGAACUCGAAGUCGUUCACGGUUCUAUCGAAGUGAACGGCACAAUUUCGUACGCUUCCCAAGAACCGUGGGUGUUCGCGGCGACCAUACGUCAAAAUAUCACAUUCGGAAGCGAUUUCGAUAAAAAAAAAUACAACGAAGUCGUAAAAUCGUGCACGUUGGAAAAGGAUUUCAAACAAUUCGAACACGGCGAUUUGACUAUCGUAGGAGAACGAGGCGCCUCGUUGAGCGGCGGCCAGAAAGCUCGGAUCAAUUUGGCGCGCGCCCUGUAUAGAGACGCCGCCAUUUAUCUGUUGGACGAUCCGUUAUCGGCCGUCGAUAUCCACGUCUCCAAACAUUUGUACGAUAAAUGCAUCAACGGAUUUUUGGCCAACAAAACGAGAAUUUUAGUUACGCAUCAAGUUCACCAUUUGAAAAACGCCGAUCACAUCAUUAUAUUAAAUAACGGUGUUAUAGAAAACGAAGGAUCUUUCAAAGAAUUAUCAUCCAGCGAUAAUUUGUACGCUAAAUUAUUGACGUCAGAACCGGAAUCGACUGAAGAGGAAAGACAGAAACAGGCCGAAACGUCGAAAAUUACGCGAAAAAAAUCUAUUAAGAGUCGCCAAUCUUCUUUAGCGAGCGGAGUCAGCGAACUGAGCAUACCAGAAGCUCUCCUCCAAGAAGGUAACGAAUCAGAAGACGACGAACCCGAGAUACGAAUGAAAGAUCUCCAAGAAGAAUCGUCCAAAGGCAAAAUAAAAGGUUCGCUGUUUUGGAAUUACCUAAUCCGCGGCGGUAACACACCCUUCGUUUGUUUCGUGCUUUUUCUUUACGUUCUAUCCCAAGUCGUGGCCAGUUCCGUGGAUUUUUUCGUCAGCAAAUGGGUAAAUAUAGAAGAAUCUCGAAACGGUACUUCGUUUUUAAAUGUAACCGAAGAUGUCGUUAUCAAACAUACAGAGUGGAGUACUAUGACUUGCGUCGAUGUAUUCGCCGCGGGGUUGGCGGUUCUAUUUUUGGUAGCGAUCAGCAGAUCGAUGCUUUUUUAUAAAUUGGCGAUGUGGAGUUCGCAGAAUUUACACGAUAUGAUGUUCAAUAGCGUAAUUGCCGCACCAAUGAGAUUUUUCGAUACGAAUCCCAGCGGGAGGAUACUUAAUAGAUUUUCUAAAGACAUUGGUGCUAUAGAUGAAUGGCUACCGAAAGCUAUAUUAGACGCCGGACAAAUAAUCCUCAUGAUGUGCGGUUCACUAAUAUUAGUCGCCAUUGUGAAUCCAUAUUUUUUGAUAUUCGUGUUUAUAUUGGCGUUCUUCUUCUUAACCAUGAGACACGUAUAUUUGAAGUCUUCGAAAAAUAUCAAGAGACUUGAGGGGAUAAUGAGGAGUCCAGUUUUUACUCAUUUGAACGCGACUUUACAAGGUCUUACUACAAUUAGAUCUUUUGGCGCUCAGAAAAUUCUAAUGGAGGAAUUUGACAAACACCAAGAUUCCCAUACUAGCGCCUGGUUCAUGUACAUAGCCGCCAGUUCAGCUUUCGGCUUCUACCUCGACGUAUUGUGCUUCUUCUUUAUAACAACAAUCACAUUUUCCUUACUUUGUUUCGGAGAAGCUUUGAAUCUCAAAGGAGGCGAAAUCGGUUUGGCGAUAACUCAGGCUACCGCCCUCACAGGAAUGGUUCAAUGGGGUAUACGACAAUCGGCAGAAGUCACUAAUCAAUUGAUGAGCGUCGAAAGGGUGUUGGAAUACAAAGCUUUACCCGCAGAAAAACAACCAGUCGUUCCAAAAAAACCCGAAAAAUCUUGGCCGAAAAAAGGGCAUAUCCGAUUCAAAAAUAUGGGAUUGAGAUACAUUGAAAACGGGCCUCUAACACUAAAGAAUCUCGAUUUAUCGAUAAAUCCAAAUGAGAAGGUUGGUAUAGUAGGAAGAACCGGCGCUGGAAAAUCAUCACUGAUCGCCGCUUUAUUCAGAUUAGCUAAAGUCGAAGGUGAAAUUAACAUCGACGAUAUCGAUACAAAAGAUUUGAUUUUAGAAGAUCUUCGAUCGAAGAUUUCCAUAAUUCCUCAAGAUCCUGUACUAUUUUCCGGUACUUUACGUUACAAUUUAGACCCGUUCGAAGAAUACGCCGACGAAGUACUUUACAAAGCAAUCGAAGACGUCGAAUUAAAAGAUCCCGCCAACGUAAUCAAUAGAUUGGAGAACAGGGUGAUGGACAGGGGGUCCAAUUACAGCGUGGGGCAAAGGCAAUUGAUAUGUUUGGCGAGGGCUAUUAUUAGGAAUAAUAAAAUUUUGAUGCUGGAUGAAGCUACGGCUAAUGUAGAUCCACAGACUGACGCUUUAAUUCAAAAAACUAUUAGGAAAAAAUUUGCGAAUUGUACGGUGUUGACCGUAGCUCAUAGAUUGAACACCAUCAUGGAUUCCGAUAAAGUUCUGGUGAUGGAUUCGGGUGCUAUGGUGGAAUUCGAUCACCCCUAUUUACUUUUACAAAAUCCAAAUGGUGUUUUUUACAAAAUGGUCACUGAAACUGGGAAAAAUCUCGGCGAACAACUCACGAAAAUCGCGAAAGAAAAUUAUGAAAGGCAUCCACCUCUUCCCGAGUAGUUUUCUUUUUGUCCGAGGGGUUUAUACGGGGAAAUAUUUUUUAUAAGCUAUGUACAGAGUAUUUUUUACUUGAUAGUAUUGAUAUGUUUAUAUAUUAAGAUUUUUAUAUGGAAAAUUUUGGAUAUUUUUUAUGAAAAAUGGCGAGAUUUACGAAUUAUACAAAUACUCUUGAUUGUUAAAUUUAUUAUUAAAAGUGUACUUAAAUUA
This is a messenger RNA of Diorhabda sublineata, 4511 nucleotides long. RefSeq names its product ATP-binding cassette sub-family C member 4-like. The coding region runs from base 333 to 4304 and encodes 1323 amino acids. Gene Ontology annotation, biological process: transmembrane transport. The record is from RefSeq and is a predicted model, not a curated record. The transcript is spliced from 17 exons. Gene Ontology annotation, molecular function: ABC-type transporter activity; ATP hydrolysis activity; ATP binding. Gene Ontology annotation, cellular component: membrane. Lineage: Eukaryota; Metazoa; Arthropoda; Insecta; Coleoptera; Chrysomelidae.